AAAAAGAAAUAACUUCACCUUUUAUUCUGGAAAGGAAGGUUAGACAAAUAAAUGUACAGUAGAUACUAAUAAAAAAUAAAAGAGAGAAUAAUUCUUUGCUUGAGCUUGCUGGACUGUUAGGAGCUUUGAGGUUGAGUUUCCCUUUGCGUUUUUGGUUCUGUUCUGUGUCCUUGACCAUACACGUUUAUAUGGAGUUUGGCGUACCCAAAUAUAGAGUUCAGGUAAUCUGGAAAUGGUGCUUGAAGUAAUGCUGGCCUGAGCUUCAGAACAAGAGCCAAUCUAAUAGUUGCAAUUUGCAAAGCUUUAUUAGAUAUGGAGAACCUCUUGACUCCUAGGCCUGAUCAUAUUCUCAUGAGAAGAACGCUGCUUUUAGUGAUUUUUUGUAUGUGGGUUCCAAUGGGUGUGAUGGGUAUCUCUGGGAGUGCCAAUGUUUCUUCUUCAAAUCAGAGUGUCGUGAAUAUUGGAGCUCUGUUUACUUUUGAUUCGGUUAUUGGAAGGUCAGCAAAACCAGGAAUUCUAGCUGCAAUUGAUGAUGUCAAUUCUGAUUCGAGUGUUCUUCCAGGAACAAAAUUGAACCUCAUAAAACACGACACUAAUUGCAGCGGAUUUCUUGGAACUGUGGAAGCUUUGCAGCUGAUGGAUGAUGAUGUAGUUGUCGCAAUCGGCCCACAAUCAUCUGGCAUAGCUCAUGUCAUCUCCCACGUUGUUAAUGAACUCCAUGUGCCACUUCUGUCAUUUGGAGCAACAGACCCAACUCUUGCUGCACUGCAAUACCCAUAUUUUGUCCGCACUACACAUAGUGAUUAUUUCCAAAUGUAUGCAAUAGCUGAUUUGGUUGAAUAUUGUAAUUGGAGGGAGGUGAUUGCCAUCUUUGUAGACGAUGAUUAUGGCAGAGGUGGAAUUUCUGUAUUGGGUGAUGCCCUGGCAAAGAAACGUGCCAAGAUCUCUUACAAAGCCGCCUUUCCUCCUCACGCCCCUGACAGUAAAAUCAAUGACUUGCUGGUUGGAGUAAACCUCAUGGAAUCUCGGGUGUAUGUCGUGCAUGUAAAUCCUGACUCUGGUUUGAAAAUUUUCUCUAUUGCUAAGUCUCUUGGGAUGAUGGCCGGUGGGUAUGUUUGGAUUGCAACAGAUUGGCUUCCUUCCUUCCUAGAUUCAUCAAAAACAGCUGACCCUGACAUAAUGAAUCUCUUACAAGGGGUCAUUGCACUUCGCCAUCACACCCCAGAUACUGAUCUCAAAAAGAAUUUUAAUUCUAGGUGGAACAGCCUAAAACACAAUGAGAGUGUAAGCUUCAAUUCAUAUGCGCUCUAUGCAUAUGAUUCUGUUUGGUUAGCAGCCCGUGCACUUGAUGUUUUUUUGAAAGAAGGUGGAAAUAUAUCUUUCUCUGAUGACCCAAGGCUGCGAGAAACAAAUGGAAGCAACCUGCGGUUAACAUCACUCCGUAUUUUUGAUGGAGGCCAACAAUAUCUCCAGACAAUUCUAAGGAUGAACUUUGCAGGUGUAAGCGGUCAGAUUCAAUUUGAUUCAGAUAAAAAUUUACUUCAUCCAGCAUAUGAUAUUCUGAACAUUGGUGGGACUGGGUCUCGUAGGGUUGGCUAUUGGUCAAAUUAUUCUCAGCUCUCAAUCAUUUCUCCAGAGCUCUUAUAUACUAAGCCUCCUAAUACUUCAUCCAGUAAUCAACGUCUUUACAGUGUAAUAUGGCCUGGUGAAACUAUAACAAAACCUCGGGGAUGGGUAUUCCCAAACAAUGGUAAGCCACUGCAAAUAGCAGUGCCAAACCGAGCAGAGUACAAAGAAUUUAUGGCUAAAGACAAGGACCCUCCGGGGGUAAAAGGUUACUGUAUCGAUGUCUUUGAAGCUGCCAUAGCCUUGUUGCCUUAUCCUGUUCCCCAUACAUAUAUCUUAUAUGGAGAUGGUAAAAGAAAUCCUUCUUACAACAAUCUUGUGAAUGCGGUUGCAGAAAAUAAGUAUGAUGCAGCUGUUGGGGACAUUACAAUUGUUACAAAUAGGACAAGGAUUGUGGAUUUCACACAGCCUUACAUGGAAUCAGGACUUGUUGUUGUUGCUCCUGUCAAACAGCAAAAGUCAAGUCCUUGGGCUUUCCUCAAGCCAUUUACCAUUGAAAUGUGGUGCGUCACUGGCGCCUUCUUUCUUUUAGUUGGAGCUGUUGUUUGGAUUCUUGAGCACCGGAUUAAUCAGGAGUUCCGUGGUCCACCGAGCCAACAACUUAUGACAAUUUUUUGGUUUAGUUUCUCAACAAUGUUUUUCUCGCAUAGAGAAAACACUGUGGGCACUCUUGGACGGUUGGUACUGAUCGUAUGGCUAUUUGUAGUGCUAAUUAUAAAUUCAAGCUACACGGCUAGUUUGACGUCAAUCCUCACAGUGCAGCAGUUAACGUCACGGAUUGAAGGAAUUGACACCUUGAUAGCAAGUACUGAGCCAAUUGGGAUUCAAGACGGGUCAUUUGCAUGGAAUUAUCUAAUUGAUGAGCUCAACAUAGCAGAAUCUAGGCUCGUUAAGUUGAAAACCCAGGAAGAGUAUGUUGAUCUUCUUCUGCGUGGACCAAGAAAUGGUGGUGUAGCUGCCAUUGUUGAUGAGCUUCCUUACAUUGAACGCUUCUUGUCCAGCACCAAUUGCGAAUUCAGGACUGUUGGGCCAGAGUUUACAAAAAGCGGAUGGGGUUUUGCAUUCCAAAGGGACUCUCCUCUUGCAGUUGACUUGUCAACUGCCAUUCUUCAGCUCUCAGAGAAUGGUGAUCUUCAAAAGAUCCAUAAUAAAUGGCUGACACAUUCCGAGUGCACUAUGCAAAUUAACGAAGUUGAUUCAACCCAACUAUCUCUGAAGAGCUUCUGGGGCCUGUUCCUUAUCUGUGGCAUUGCAUGCUUCAUUGCUCUUAUUUUCUUCUCUUGUAAGGUCUUAUGUCAAUACCGCAGGUUUAUCCCCGAGGCUGAGGAAGGGGAUGUGGAGGAGAUUGAACCGACAACACGGUCCGGACGCUCAAUCCGAACAACUAGCUUCAAAAACUUGAUUGAUUUUGUAGAUAGGAAAGAAGUAGAGAUCAAGGAGAUUCUUAGGCGAAAGAGUAGCGAUAGCAAACGACAAGCCAGCCAUAGCUCAGAUGGGCAGUCCAAUUCACCCCCUUAAGGAAAAUUUGUUCUUUGGCUGGUGGAGCUUCUAAUGCUUCUCUUUGGCAACAAAACAGAUCAAUACAUUUUCAUCUAUACUUCAGAUAUCUGCUUCUCCCUCUUAACACUUAAGGUUAGGCAAGCUAUAUAUAUAUAUAGAAAGCAUUGAGAAAAUCUUUCAUAGUUAUAGACCACUUUGUACCUGUUUUUUCAAUGAAGCAAUGAAGCUAUAUUCAAGAUGUAGAUUGUUUUUACCAUGCAUGGU
This is a messenger RNA of Corylus avellana, 3390 nucleotides long. RefSeq names its product glutamate receptor 3.4 (gene GLR3.4). Gene Ontology annotation, biological process: G protein-coupled receptor signaling pathway. Gene Ontology annotation, cellular component: membrane. NCBI's taxonomy places the organism in Eukaryota, Viridiplantae, Streptophyta, Magnoliopsida, Fagales, Betulaceae. The record is from RefSeq and is a predicted model, not a curated record. Gene Ontology annotation, molecular function: ligand-gated monoatomic ion channel activity; G protein-coupled receptor activity.